UAAAAAUUUUUAAUAAAAAAAAUUAGAUUAGAUUUUAAAAAAUAAUUAAGUAGAAACCUAUUUUUAAAAAUGAAGACAAUUAUUUAAAUGGUAGGAAUUUUUGGUAUAUUUUAGUAUGGAUUGUACAUGUAUUCAAAGCAUCAUUAAAGAGUUAAAGUAGAGAAAGCUUUACUCAAAAAGAGAUACAUUUUGUAUAAGAAUUAUUAGGGAAAAUUUUAAAGAUCACCAUAAAUAUUUGAGAAGCUAUUAUAAGAGUGCUCGCCUUUUAUAAAAGUAAACAAUCAGAUAAAAAUUGUAUAUGAAGAUCCUGAAAUUACUCAAGAUUCUGAAUAGUAACUUUAUAUUGUAGGUAUAGAGCUAAAUGAUGAAUAAUAAUAAUAGGCUGCAAAAAAAAUAGUAAGUAAAUAAAAGGAAUAUAAGCUAGCUGAAAUACCAGAGACAAAUUAUUUAAUUUGCACUGAGCCAGCAUAAAAUAUUGGAGAUACUCCUUUUAAUGAAUUUAUAGAAGAUAUAAUAAUUUAAGCUUUUAAAUCUAUUUUAAAUUCAGAUAAAUUAGAUGCUCAAGGAUAAUACAUAGAAAAGCAAUCUUAUGACAGUGUUGGUAAUCUUUAACAAGUAGAAAUAAGCUAUCCAGUCGAAUUUAGACUUGAAAAAUAUAUUAACCACUCACUAAUCAUUGAAAAACUAAGAAAGUAAGAAGAAAUUAGAAAGAAAUAGGAAGAGUAAAGAAAAAAAGAAGAAGAGGCAGAAAGAAAAAGAUAAGAGCAAUAACUAAAAUAGUAACAAUAAAAGAGCAAAAAGUGGUUUUGA
Tetrahymena thermophila SB210 is the source of this 810-nucleotide messenger RNA. RefSeq lists its product as hypothetical. The record is from RefSeq and is a predicted model, not a curated record. Lineage: Eukaryota; Ciliophora; Oligohymenophorea; Hymenostomatida; Tetrahymenidae. The transcript has a single exon.